Molecule: messenger RNA, 899 nt
Organism: Penaeus monodon (black tiger shrimp)
Lineage: Eukaryota; Metazoa; Arthropoda; Malacostraca; Decapoda; Penaeidae
Source: RefSeq, a predicted model, not a curated record
UUCUCCAACCUUGCGGACAACAAACCUCUAACCUCACACCCCAGUUACAACGUCGCAGUCCACUUUUAGUCUGAACUUCUGAGCGGCGCUAUCCCCAGUGUACGUGUCAAUAGCAGGGGCUGCCUCAUGCUGUAAUAAAACAAGUUGGAUUUCUAUGCCGUAUUAGACCGUCCUCCGAGCAUUUCCCUUCGCCAACGUGUGUCUGUGCUGGAGGCGACGCAUGAGAAGGCCUGACGAACUUGUGUGACUCUCCCAACACAUGCCGGAGUGAAGCUAUCGCAGCGGAAUGGGCGGCAGGGACAAGAAGGGCCUCGCAGUUCCCCUGCUGUGCGUGCUCGUGCGGCUCGUGCUCGCGAGAGCGGCGCGGGUGAGCGACUACAGCAUGAGCACGAAACUGCACAUCAUCAACGGAACGGAGUCGGUCGUGCGAGAGGGCGAAAGCAACUUCGUGUUCUGCUACGCCAGCGUGCGGAACCUCCGCGGGAGAGCCCCCUACACGGUGGUUUGGACGGACCCAUGGGGUCGUCCUCUGCUCCCGCUCUCCGGCAUCAGCCUCGAAACGAGGCUAUUCUCUGUUCGAGAGAACGAACUCAGACCGAAUGCGUACAUGGUUUUCCAAAUGUUCGACGAGGAUCUCGAGGGCGUUUACACGUGCAACCUCGUCUUCAGGAACAGACUGGUGUCCCUCCAGAGAAUACGUCUGAAGAUGUUCCGCCCGUCCUACAGAGUGGUGACACUGGCGCCUUGUCUCGCCGUCCAGGAGGGGGGCUCGGCCCUGCUCCCCUCCCCAGUAGUGGGCAGCCCUCCCUCGCCCCCCGUGUGGUCGAAGGCGGGGGGCAGCCUGGACCCCUCCGAGGCCCAGGUGGUGCAGGCCGGCCUCGUGCUGCGCGCUGUUCAAG